Rotaria sp. Silwood2 is the source of this 1494-nucleotide messenger RNA. Lineage: Eukaryota; Metazoa; Rotifera; Eurotatoria; Philodinida; Philodinidae. The record is from the annotation of a GenBank genome assembly.
AUGGCAACAGGAAAUGAAUCAAAUUUAUGUUCAGUCUGCAAUAAACCUCCAGCGAAAUCCUUUUGCACUGGAUGUAAGAAAUACUUUUGUCGGAAGGAUUUCAAAGAACACGAACAACAAUUAUCAAUAAAAUUUGAUGAUGAAAUAGUGAGAUCACAUGAUGAAAUUUUUGAUCAAAUUCAAAAAUUGGAAAAAUCAAAUCAUUCAUCAUUGAAUCUUUUCAAUCAAAUUGAACUAUGGAAAAAAACAACAAUCAGCAAAGUCGAACAAGCAGCUGAGAAAGCUCAUGAUGAACUUAUGGAAUUAAUCGACAAAGAAAGAAUAAAAAUAAUAAAACAAAUAGAGCCAAUUACAAGAGAAAUUCGUUGUCUUCGAGAAGAAGAAAAUUUUGUUGAGGAUGAUAUUGAUCGACUUAAACAAAAAAUCAACGAAAUACAACAAAAUCUUGAAAAAUUUAUUGGAAAAGAUACAACUAAAACCAUCAUUAUUGACAAUAAUGAAAUUGAUUGGAAUAGACUCAUCUACAUUCGAGAAGAACAACUAAUUAACUCAUCACUAAGCAAUUUAAAUCUCAAUGUCGAUGCAAAAUGGAUACAGAAUGGUAUUACUGUCGCUAGAGAAAAUGAAGGCGGCCGUACAACAAAUGUGCUGGGCUAUCCAAAUGGUCUGUGUAUUGAUGAUGACCAAACUAUCUAUGUUACUGACAGCCACAAUCAUCAUAUUGUGGAAUGGAAAUGUGGUGCGACAAAUGGUCGAGUCAUGGUCAGUAACAAUCAACAAGGAGACCGUGCUGAUCCACUGAAUCACCCGACAGAUUUAAUCAUAGAUAUAAAGACAGAUAGUCUCAUCAUUUGUGAUUAUAAAAAUAAAAGAGUAGUUCGAUGGCCUCGUCGAAAUGGUUCAAGUGGAGAAGCGAUCAUCCGAAAUGUUGGAUGUUAUGGUUUGACAAUGGAUGAUGAUGGAUUUCUCUAUGUUGUUGAUCAGGAUAAGCAUGAAGUCAAACAAUAUCGAAUGGAAAAAAGUCAAGGAAUAGUGGUUGCAGGUGGCAAUGGACAAGGAAAUCGUCUUGAUCAGUUGAGUAACCCGAGAUACGUAUCUGUCGAUCAAGAUCAUGCAGUUUAUAUAUCAGACAGUGGUAAUCAUCGUGUGAUGAAAUGGAUGAAAGGUGCGGGAAAAGGCAUUACUGUAGCCGGUGGUCAAGAUCAAGGAAAUAGUCUUACACAAUUAUCAAAUCCUGCCGGCAUUGCCGUGGAUCAAUCGGGUAGUGUUUAUGUGGCUGACUGUUCGAAUCAUCGCAUAAUACGUUGGUCUCAAGGAGCAACACAAGGAAGUGUCGUGGUUGGUGGAAAUGGUCAAGGAAGUCACUGGAAUCAACUCUCCGACCCUGUCGAUUUGUGUUUUGAUCGAGAGGGCAAUCUCUAUGUGAGUGAUAGUGGAAAUCAACGGGUACAAAAGUUCAAAAUUGAUCGAAGCUGGCGACUUUUUGAAAAUUGA